GGGGGCGGUUUCAGCAAGGGACGGCGCUUUUCCAUAGUGAAUCAAUUACAGGUGUAUUCAAGCCUGGGAGCUGGAGUAGGGAGUCGCUCUGGGCAUUUCUUGCCUUGCUUUCGGGCAUAGUCUUCUUUUGUGCGACCAGAUGCACUGACUUGUCUCAAGGAGGAUGUCAGAUUGCUCUUCCACAGCCUUCGCUUUGUGAGUUGGGGUUCAUGAGACCAAUAUUUGCUGGCGCUGCGGGUGGGCGGGCAUUUGAUUUAUUAUAUUCGAGCGUCCCGUUUUGUAUGAAGUCCAACCGUAUCUGUGGUACUGGGAAGCAAAAGGGAGGAGCUGGGAGGAGAAGCACAAGCGGACGAAGACUUCCCUGGGUUAGGAGCUUCGUGUCAGUGUGAAUGGAUGAUGAUUCAGAGAAAAGAAAUCAAGUAAAAAGGGGUCAUUUCCCCUGGAUGAUGUGACAGUGUUGACCGUGCAGCUGCCCAAAAUAAAAAAGGUUUGCAUGAAAAGGUUUACGUUGUGCUUGGAUAUUCACACAUAAGCCUCUCUGUAAAUUUUGAACCCCAGGCACUGAAGCAGACAAUGAAAGACAGCAUGUCUAACAAUAGCACAACUAGUAUAUCUCAAGCAAGAAAAGCAGUGGAACAACUUAAAAUGGAAGCAUGUAUGGACAGGAUUAAGGUGUCAAAGGCUGCUGCUGAUUUAAUGGCCUAUUGUGAUGCUCAUGUAAGAGAAGACCCACUUAUUCUUCCAGUGCCUGCAUCGGAAAAUCCGUUUAGGGAGAAGAAAUUAUUUUGUACCAUUCUUUAAAUUGGUUUUAGUCAAAUAUUUAUAUAGUUUAAGCAUGACAUCAGCUUAACAGGGCUUUACCAAGGUUGUUAACAAAUGAAACUAUAGUCUCAAUUUUUAGAAGUACAAGGCAUCGUCACCAGAAAUCUUUAUGUGAUUUUGUUUUUGUUUUUUUUUAUGUUAAAUCAAAGUUGUAAUCAUUGCGUAGAGUCAUUUAUGAAUAUAGGAGUAGAAAAGGCAUGUAAUUGUAGAAAAGCAAAUAUUCAGCAAUAUUAAUUCAUGGAAGUAUUUCAUUUAUAUUUAAGUAUUUCUUCAUGUUUUUUAUUAUCUUCAUAAAUGUUCAAAGGGAGACUGAGGAACAUGUAAUAUUGGUUUUACUCACUGAUACAUUUCUCCAAUGCCAAACUACAGCCACAACUGUAAAUACUCACUGUUUUAUAAGGUAUUAGCCAUUUUGUUAUUUUUGUAAUGGAGAUACUUCGUUUGUUUUGUUAUGUUCUUUUACUAGUUAAAUGAAUGAAAUUUCAUUCAGUUUUAUGAAUAGUAGAAUUGUACUUAUUUAAAGUGAAAGUUAAAAAAUGUCAUAAAGAGGAUUUUGAUA
This is a messenger RNA of Xenopus laevis (African clawed frog), 1381 nucleotides long. It is a transcript of the gene gng4.S, whose product is annotated as guanine nucleotide binding protein (G protein), gamma 4 S homeolog. The record is from RefSeq and is marked provisional. Gene Ontology annotation, cellular component: heterotrimeric G-protein complex; plasma membrane. Lineage: Eukaryota; Metazoa; Chordata; Amphibia; Anura; Pipidae. Gene Ontology annotation, molecular function: G-protein beta-subunit binding. Gene Ontology annotation, biological process: G protein-coupled receptor signaling pathway.